Molecule: messenger RNA, 3081 nt
Organism: Onychostoma macrolepis
Lineage: Eukaryota; Metazoa; Chordata; Actinopteri; Cypriniformes; Cyprinidae
Product: complement factor H-like
Exons: 14
Coding region: 1012-2010 (332 amino acids)
Source: RefSeq, a predicted model, not a curated record
CAAAUGGAUAUGUUGUUGAGCCACUGCCAGAAUACCAGAAAGAUGCCAUAUUAAAAUACAGAUGCAAUGAAAGAUUCAAGCCCAGAGAGGGAAUCCCCAGAUGUGCUAAAUUUGGCUGGACUCUGAACCCAGAAUGUGAUGAAGUAACCUGUGAGCUGAAGUCAACUACAUUUGGAGUGAAAAAUAUCAAGCCAGAGGGAAAAUCUAUUUUCAGAGCUGGAGAAAGUGUGGAGAUCACCUGCUCUGAAAAAACUGGUUAAUUUUACAAAAGAACCCAGCAGAUCAUUUACAUGCCAAGAUAAUGGAGAGUGGGAUCAUACGCCUGUUUGUGAAGAGAUUAGAUGUGAAGUUCCACAUGACCAGCAUGUCUAUUACCCGCACUAUUACUUCAGAGGAGAUAUGAAACUGGGAGCAAAAAAUCAUACAGUUGUGAGUCUGGAUAUCAUAAAACGGCUGCAGAGGCCACAUGUACACAAGACGGAUGGACACCAAAACCACUGUGUGCUGAAAUAAUGUGUGCAGCACCUAACAUUGAAAAUGCAGAGAUUGUAGGAGAUCAGAGACUGAACUACAGAAUCAAUUCAAGAAUAAAAUAUAAAUGUCAUCCUGGAUUUGAACCAGAGCAGCCUGUACACAUCACCUGUGACUCCCAGACUCAAUGGACAGGCAUACAGCAAUGCACUGAAAUAAUGUGUGCAGCACCUAACAUUGAAAAUGCAGAGAUUGUAGGAGGUCAGAGACUGAACUACAGAAUCAAUUCAAGAAUAAAAUAUAAAUGUCGUCCUGGAUUUGAACCAGAGCAGCCUGUACACAUCACCUGUGACUCCCAGACUCAAUGGACAGGCAUACAGCAAUGCACUGAAAUAAUGUGUGCAGCACCUAACAUUGAAAAUGCAGAGAUUGUAGAGGUCAGAGACUGAACUACAGAAUCAAUUCAAGAAUAAAAUAUAAAUGUCAUCCUGGAUUUGAACCAGAGCAGCCUGUACACAUCACCUGUGACUCCCAGACUCAAUGGACAGGCAUACAGCAAUGCACUGGGGGAUUUUGCUUAAAAGUACAUUCAUUUGCCAGUGGGAAAUAAUGUGUGCAGCACCUAACAUUGAAAAUGCAGAGAUUGUAGGAGGUCAGAGACUGAACUACAGAAUCAAUUCAAGAAUAAAAUAUAAAUGUCGUCCUGGAUUUGAACCAGAGCAGCCUGUACACAUCACCUGUGACUCCCAGACUCAAUGGACAGGCAUACAGCAAUGCACUGAUGGUACCUGUCAGGAGCAAGAACUCAAAAAUAUAGAAAUUAUAUUUGGAUAUCCGAGCCUCACCUCACCUUAUAAAUCUGGACAUAUCUUAGUUUUCCGAUGCACUGAUGACAACAUGAGGUUUUACGGCCAACAUUCAGUCAAAUGCCAGCCAGAUGGGAGGUGGAAUUACCCAUAUCCACAAUGUGGAGGAACAGUUCAGUGCUCCAAACCAACAAAGAACUUGCAGUUUGUGACACUGUCAGAUGAGAAAACUGAAUACGGCAACUCUGAGUCUCUGAUAUACACGUGCAAGAAACCAUACAAUGAAAGUGCAGGAGGUGUUUUAAUGUGUCAAAAUGGAAACUGGAACGGAACAUAUAACUGCAGAAAUAAGAUCUGUCCACCUCCUCCGUAUCUUCAACAUGGAGAUUACAGCAUCAUCAGUACAAAAGAUGAUGUGAUCACAGCAGUAUCUUACACUUGCCAGUCUUACUAUGUGCUUACCAAGCAACAUGAAGUUUAUAAGUGUGUAGAUGGGAAAUGGGAGACUCCUCCGAAAUGUCUGAGACCUUGUGAAAUUGAUGACAUUGUCAAGAAGUACAAUCUACAGCUUCCUACAGGAAAGGUCUACAUAAGGCAUGCUGAAAAGUAUAGACUGAACUGUAGAGAUGGAUGGAAUACUGGAAGUGAGAUGAAAGCAUAUGUGGAUGUGUCGUGCUCGGAUGGGAAUCUACAGAUUGACAAAAGUUGUGAUGCACAGAAUAACUCAAAAUAAUCUGGAGGUUACUGAGUGCAGCAGGCAAGCUUGGAAUAUGGAAAAGCUUACUGUCACGAAUCCAGUAUGUGCACUUCCGUUCAUUCACCACCAGAGGUCACUCGCUCAUCAUAUAGACUUUCACACCACACAUUACAUGGACUGCAUUUCCCAUCAGCCAUCUCACCAAUCAUACGCACACAGCUGUCACCAAUCACUCAUUGCACUAAUCACACACACUAUUUAAACCCUGGACUUUCUCUCCCUCGUUGCCGAGUAUUGUUUGCGUUUACCGCUCCCCUAGCCGGAGCAACUUACAGAGCCCCAGUUAGUUUUCCUAGUUUUCCCCUGCCCGUUUGGAUUGUGUUUUCCCGUGUAUGUUCUAGCCUGUGUUCCCUGGAUUAACCCUUGCCUUGCCGUUUGGACACCGUUUGCACCCCUGUUGGAUUAUAGCCCGUGUUCCCUGGAUUAUCUCUCUGCCUUGCCCACUGGAUACCGUUUGCCGAUCGUCGACCCUCGCUUGCCCUAGGAUUACUCUUUGUCUUGUCCCUGCCAUACCUGUUUGCCAUUGCUCGACCCUGCCUGUAUUUAUGACCAUGCCUGUUAAUAAAAGCUUGCAUUUGGAUCCACACGUCUCACGUCUCGUCAGCCCCGUUACACUUACAUUCAGCAGAUAGAAAUAUUGCAUUAUAUUGAUUUUGUCAGGGGAAAAAAAUUAUCUGUUGUGUAAGUUGUGGUUUUACUUUACUCUGGCAUUACAUCCCUCUGAUCAGCAUGUGGUACAUUAUAUUAAUAUAAUUCAAAAUAUUUUUGGAAAAUUAAACUGUUUCUUACAAACUCAUGUGAUUUGAUAAAAUACAUAACGAAAUUUAAACGCAUAUGGGUAAAUGAAAAAUUACUUCAAGCUACACAUGACAAUUAAUGAGAUUAAUACAACACUUCUACUCGAAUGUCACUAUCAAUCACUAUUGAGUGUUUGUAAUAACUUCUGACUGUGAUCCAAUGUGGAUUUUGGUCAAAUGAUGAGGCAGAAAUAUGUUGUUAGUAACAUUCUAGAAGAAUGUGGAAGAUACACAAUUACAACUUCUGUGG